Plodia interpunctella (Indianmeal moth) is the source of this 387-nucleotide messenger RNA. RefSeq names its product stratum (gene strat). The transcript is spliced from 2 exons. Gene Ontology annotation, cellular component: membrane; cytosol. Gene Ontology annotation, molecular function: zinc ion binding; guanyl-nucleotide exchange factor activity. Lineage: Eukaryota; Metazoa; Arthropoda; Insecta; Lepidoptera; Pyralidae. Gene Ontology annotation, biological process: post-Golgi vesicle-mediated transport; small GTPase-mediated signal transduction. Bases 1 to 387 code for a protein of 128 amino acids. The record is from RefSeq and is a predicted model, not a curated record.
AUGUCUGAGGCGGAAACUAACAACGCAACUCCAGAAGAUGCACAGAAUGAGUACAUAGAAGACGGAAAGAAUAAAUUGAUUGUGAAAUGUAAAUUUUGCGGAUCUAAAAUUCUUGAAAAGAAAACAGCUACAUAUAUCUUGCAAGAGAAAGAAUUACCACUUAUGCAGCAAGAUGUGAAUAGGAAAGAAGGCGAAAUACAGAAGGAGAUGGUAAAGGAAUAUUUCCAUGUUGAAAACAUGUAUAUGUUUGAAAACAUAGGUUUCACCCAUCAAGUAGAUUCCUACAAGUAUUUGACUUGUGCAGACUGUGAUGCUGGACCUGUUGGUUAUUUCGAAAUAGACAGUAAACAGAGUUAUGUUGCGUUAUCAAGAGUUGUACAAUGCUAA